AUGUCACACAAACAAUUGGCUUGGCUGUCAGAGAAGAUGGAUGGGUUUCAAUUGAGCCAGAUGCAGAGCAAUGUUUCUAUAUACUUGUCAGAGGCAAAUGCUCAAUGGUUUGCAAAGUGGCCCAUGGCUGUGGUGCACUUCAAGGAUGAAACAGGCAUCAGACUUAUGGAAGAACAGCACUCAAAAGAGCAACAUGUUAGCUUAGGACACCAUCUUAACAACUACAUUCUUACUUCUACUGCAAUGCCUCAGCCAUGGGAAUCACAUAUGAAAGCAGCCAAGGCAAUGACUGCUUGUGGACAAGAAUACAUGAAGAAAAUGGAGUUGGAGGCAAAAAUGGAGUGUGAGCACCAUGCUGAGAAGGUGAAGGCUGAGCUUGAGGCUCUGUGCAAUCCUAAUGAGUCAGUGCAUGUGCACUUUCACCAUGGGAAGGGGUCUACUGGCCUCAGUUUUUGCAAAGCACUUCCAGAUCAUCACACACAUAUGGUCGAACCAUUUACCACAUUCCUAAAGGGCACCUUUGCUAUCAAAGUCCUUCCCCCACAACCCAACACCACAAACUCUGUGCUGCCUGAUGUUACUCUGCCAGCAGACACUUAA
Suillus paluster is the source of this 600-nucleotide messenger RNA. RefSeq lists its product as uncharacterized. The transcript has 4 exons. Bases 1 to 600 code for a protein of 199 amino acids. Lineage: Eukaryota; Fungi; Basidiomycota; Agaricomycetes; Boletales; Suillaceae. The record is from RefSeq and is a predicted model, not a curated record.